AUGUCUCGAGAUAAAUCGAAUUCUAUAUCUCAAUUAAAUAAAGUACUUCCUGUUCCUAUUGAACUUAAUAACGGGGAAUCAUUAGAAGAACAUCAAAUUAAUCAUCUUAAUCAUAUUACUAAUGUAAUUGUUGGAGAAUAUCAUUUAAUAUCAGGAGAAUAUGGUAAAAGUUAUAUAUCAUGGCAAAUUAAAAUUACAAUUAAUGAUUUAGAUUAUUCUUCAAUUAUUUUAUAUAAACGUUAUAAUGAAAUUUAUCAACUACGACAAGAUUUAUUACAUAUUUUUCAUGAUUCAAGAGAAGUAAAUAUCCCAGAAUUACCUCCAAAGGAUAAUUUAAGUAUAGAUAGAUUUUUAAUGAGUAAAAAUUGGUUAGAAGAUAGACGUAAAGGUUUGCAAUGGUUUUUAAGUAAUGUUUUAUUAGAUCCGGUAUUCCAAAAUUGCAAUGUGGUUAAAUCGUUCGUUCUUGGUCGAUAG
Messenger RNA from Candida tropicalis MYA-3404, 474 nucleotides. RefSeq lists its product as uncharacterized. The record is from RefSeq and is a predicted model, not a curated record. NCBI's taxonomy places the organism in Eukaryota, Fungi, Ascomycota, Pichiomycetes, Serinales, Debaryomycetaceae. Bases 1 to 474 code for a protein of 157 amino acids. The transcript has a single exon. Gene Ontology annotation, molecular function: phosphatidylinositol-3-phosphate binding.